AUGUCCACUUCAAAGAACUCCGCUGGCCACCCGUCACACUUGGAAGGGUCUUUCUCUGCUCUCCUGGAGGACCUUCGAAAGAGCUUCCGCCACCAGGGGACAGUGAGUAUUCCAAAGGAUGUUAUUGCGCCCUUUAGGAAACCAUUUCGACCCACCGACACCUCGCCUCUUCGUGAUCUGGCAAAGCUGCUGGAAAAUGGCCGACCCUACAAGAACAUCGUUCGGCUUGAUUCGCAAUCUUUCUAUUCGCUCGUGUCAAUCGUCUUGCAUUUCCCGUACUCUGUGGUGCAGAACAAAUUGUUGUAUAUCUUCAUGGUCAGUGGCCCCGUUUGUUCUCUCGAGUCAGGCUUACUCGACCAGGACACCGUUCGACAGUACAAGAAUGAGGGCACACUUGCCCCUCUCUUAUCUGUCAUUCACGGUACCGACCUGACGCCCACCGAGGUCAAGGAGCAAGGCGAUUACAUCGGAAGGAAGCUCUGUGCUUGCGUACUGCGCCACCUUGUGAGUAGGGAGAAGGAGGCGCAACUGCGUUGGACGUUAGCACAGUUCCUCUCCGUCCUAGUUCACUUCAGCUCUGCGGCAAGAGAUCACAUUGUGGAAAUGGCGGAAUGGCAAGGAUCGGCGAUCCAGAAUGUGUCUUGCGCUGACAUCAACUAG
Messenger RNA from Cladophialophora yegresii CBS 114405, 660 nucleotides. RefSeq lists its product as uncharacterized. The transcript is spliced from 3 exons. The coding region runs from base 1 to 660 and encodes 219 amino acids. Lineage: Eukaryota; Fungi; Ascomycota; Eurotiomycetes; Chaetothyriales; Herpotrichiellaceae. The record is from RefSeq and is a predicted model, not a curated record.